Messenger RNA from Cyprinodon variegatus (sheepshead minnow), 871 nucleotides. RefSeq names its product glutathione S-transferase A-like. The record is from RefSeq and is a predicted model, not a curated record. Bases 61 to 741 code for a protein of 226 amino acids. Lineage: Eukaryota; Metazoa; Chordata; Actinopteri; Cyprinodontiformes; Cyprinodontidae. The transcript has 6 exons.
CACACACAGGCUUCACUUUCCCAACUUCUGUUGUCAGGUGUAACAGGUCUCCCUGGAACCAUGGCCAGGAACAUGACUCUGCUUUGGGGCUCCGGCUCUCCUCCCUGCUGGAGGGUCAUGAUCGCCUUGGAGGAGAAGAAGCUGCAGGGCUACAACAGCAGACUGUUAUCCUUUGAUAAAGAGGAGCACAAGUCCCAGGAGGUGUUUAAUAUCAAUCCCAGGGGUCAGGUGCCGUCUUUUAAACACGGAGACAUUAUUGUCAAUGAAUCUUAUGCAGCCUGCUUUUACCUGGAGAGCCAGUUUAAGUCUCAAGGAACAAAACUGAUCCCAGACAGCAAAGAAGAACAGGCGUUGAUGUACCAACGCAUGUUUGAGGGCCUCACUUUCUAUGAUAAACUAACUGCAGUGAUUUUCUAUGAAUACUUCGUCCCUGAAGGCGAGAGGCUCGACUCAGCUCUGAAGAGACAUAAAGAUGCCCUGACCAUGGAGCUCAAACUCUGGGAGGGCUACCUGUUCAACAUGGGUUCUGGCUCUAAUCUGGCAGGGAAGUCGUUUACGCUGGCUGAUGUGGUUGUUUUUCCAACUAUAGGGACUCUUUUUAGAUUUGGGUUGUCUGAAAAGCGUUACCCUAAACUGGGCGAGUACUAUGCUCUGCUGAGAGAGAGGCCGAGUAUCAAGGCCAGUUGGCCUCCUCACUGGCUGGAGAACACAAAGGGACAAGACACCCUGAAGGAUGUCUGAAAAAUAGAAACUUGAGUCAUGUUGUGGUUGCAUUUUUUUGGCUUCUCAUCCUUGAUGAUCUCAAUUUUUUAUCUCUAUGAGCUUGUGAAGUACAUCUCAAACAUGAUUAGAUGUUUCUCCUAAUAAAAUC